Molecule: messenger RNA, 639 nt
Organism: Fusarium venenatum
Lineage: Eukaryota; Fungi; Ascomycota; Sordariomycetes; Hypocreales; Nectriaceae
Source: RefSeq, a predicted model, not a curated record
AUGAGUGAAAAGGCCCGACGAAGGGAGUUGUUUGGAAAGGAAAGGUACAUUUUCUACGACACGAUUAUCCAUGGGCUUGGCCCGGUUGAGACACGAAUGAUAGAAGCCCAAGGACCAGUGUUGGCUUCCUACCAUAUAUCGAACCGUUUUCAGACUUGCCAUCCUUGGCGACCAAUGCUUCAAUGGGCAUCACAUGACACGCAAGAGCAUCGCGAUCGUAUCUGGCAUUUGAAACUCCAGGCGUUUUCCAAACCGAUCGACUGGUAUUGGCUCCAAAAGGGACCCUUACGUGGAGCUCAGGUGGAAGACGCAGCUGUUCAGUGCUUCGACAUUGAUAUUUCCAUGUUGGCACGGUCAGGAAGUACCGUGUGCAUUGAGCCAAGAAAUUUGGCAGGCUUCUGGAAGCCUUCUACGCAGCCCCAUCGGUCCACUUUGGCUUCAACCCAGUACAUCAUUGCCGCGAUCGAUCGGGACUUGGACAUUCGCAAGCCUCUUGCAAACCUCAUGAAGGGCGACUUGAGCGGCUCAAAUCCCCUCAGCAUUGUUUGUUGCACAACGGUAGCAAUGGGCUUGAAAAACAUUGAGAACACCAUCUCGGCGAAUUAUGGUGAUGUGGCAUAUCUCUACCUACCACUCUAA